CUGCAGUAUCCGGCUAUUUUAGACCUACUACAUCACUCAACUCUUUGGCGCGUGUUUCUGUUCGGCCUGCAACUAGUGCACUUCCGACAGCCCAGUUUCACAACCGGCCCUUCUCCGUUGCUUUCCUCCUGAGCUGAUUCCCAGCCUGUGCCACCAUGGCCAACCCGUUUGACACGCUCAACAGCACACAGUCCUCGACCGGCUCAGGCCAGGACACCUUGCUCAUCGUCAUCCUGCUUGUCGGCAUGCUGUUCUUCCUGCUCCGCAACAUGGCGAAAUUCAGCAACUCGGGCCUGAAGGUGUCUCGUGGCGGCGGCGGCGGCGGCAGCAAGUCGGCCGGCAAGGAGAGUGAGACGGAUGCUGGCAACACGGCGGGCGAGGAGGACGAGGAGGAGGAGGAGGAGGAAGAGGAGGAGGAGGGCGACGACAAGAAGGACGAUUGAGGAACUGAUAACUUCUUAUGACCUUGCGUUACAAUUUGCAGCUCACAGUUCAAAAGCUCGAAAGGACUGCGGCGUGUGGGACCGCAGUCAUGUGCUAACCUUAGCGGAGGGGGGCCUUGGUUGUCUGGUGUGCGCGUGUGGUGAACAUGAACGUGCAUGGGGCUGGACAGUCAUGUCAGUGUACGUGUGCGUAUGCCGCGACAUAUGCAUGGCGGUUCCUACUUGACCAUUGUACAUUGUAGCGGAGCGGGUGCGGGUAGCGUUGAGCAAGGGUCACCAAUUGGCUUUCAUUUACAUGAGCGCACGUCAUGAAGGGGUACCGACGUGAAGGGUCAUGUGCCACUGCCGGCGCCAUGAGACGGCAAGGCGCAGGCGAAACCGUUAGCGGGCAGGUGCGUGCACGGGGGGCCACCUGCUGGUCAUGUCGAUGACUUGUAAUUCCACUGGCGG
Chlamydomonas reinhardtii is the source of this 893-nucleotide messenger RNA. RefSeq lists its product as uncharacterized. The transcript is spliced from 2 exons. The record is from RefSeq and is a predicted model, not a curated record. NCBI's taxonomy places the organism in Eukaryota, Viridiplantae, Chlorophyta, Chlorophyceae, Chlamydomonadales, Chlamydomonadaceae. The coding region runs from base 156 to 443 and encodes 95 amino acids.